Molecule: messenger RNA, 2211 nt
Organism: Phascolarctos cinereus (koala)
Lineage: Eukaryota; Metazoa; Chordata; Mammalia; Diprotodontia; Phascolarctidae
Product: aflatoxin B1 aldehyde reductase member 2-like
Molecular function (GO): oxidoreductase activity
Source: RefSeq, a predicted model, not a curated record
AAUUGAAAUUUGAGUUUCACACAUGCUUCUCUUUCUAGUCUCUUCAUGUAGAUAUGAUCAUGUUAGUUGAUGUUUGUCAAGUUCAUGAUAUUUUUAAAAGAUUUAAUGGCAUGGUUUUCUGGAUUUUUGAUUGAUAGCAGGCAUUGCUAUAUCAUAUAUAUUUCUCAUUACAUCCCUCCUUCCACUGAUUGUUAUAAGCACAAUUAUUAAUCCCUACUUGGCUGAUGGAAGGGAAGGAUGGAAUGGGGGUGACUGGACAUGAGGCUCAGGACUCCUGGGUCCCCAGGACUGCUCUCCCACACCUGCCAGAUUACUGGGUCCCUUCCACGGGGAUAAAUGAAAACCUAGCCUGCAAGCUUCAGUCCUUCCUCGUCCCUCCCUGCUCAGGGGGCUGUAACUGCAGGGUGGGACCGAGAUAAACAAGACCUAGGUUGGAAUCCUAGCUCAGGGAGACCCUGGGAAAAACCCUUUUUGUUCCUGAGCCUCAGUUUCCUCAUGUGAAAAAGGAGAGUGUUGGACUAGAGGUUCCUUUAAGGUUGCUUCAGCUCCAGAUUCCGGGAUACUGGAGAAGGGUCCGGGAUGGGAGCGGGGCACUUGCCUGCACGGGUGAGUCCCAGUACCUUCCGCCCGCACCACGCGGUUCCAAAGAGCAUCUAAGCCUGAUCCGGGAGGAUGCAGGGCUUCCACCUACCCCAGUGGCGCAGCGUACUUUGCACAUUGACCCAGGGAGCGGGCCUUCUCUGAUCUCCACCUUCCCUACCCGCCUCCUGGGCGACGUCAAAGGGCCGGGGCCGGGGCUCGGGUGUGCUGGCAGUGCGCUUAAAAAGAUCCUUCUGCCCAGACCCUCGUGUGCGCAAGUGUCUUCUCUGCUCUACUGGCGCGAGUGUCUGCUCUACUCUCCCGGAACGAGUGUCUGCUCUGCUCUCCUAGCGCAGCCGCCGCGAUGUCCUCUGCAGCUCGGACUCAGGACCGUCCGGGCACCGUGCUGGGCGCGAUGGAGAUGGGCUGGCGCAUGGACCUGGCAGCCAGCAAGGUCUGCAUGCAAGCCUUCUUGGACCGCGGCUACCGUGAGGUGGACACAGCCCACUAUUAUGGCGAAGGCCAGUCCGAAAGCUUCUUGGGCAGCAUGGACCUGGGGCUGAAAGACGGCAGCAAAGGAGUGAAAAUUGCCACCAAGGCCAAUCCCUUGGAUGGAAAGACCCUCAGUGCUAGCAGUGUCCGGUCCCAGUUGGAGACUUCCCUGAAGAGGCUGCAGUGCCCCAAAGUGGAUCUUUUCUACCUGCAUUUUCCAGACCAUGUCACCCCCAUUGAGGAGACACUGGAGGCUUGCAAUGAGCUACACAAGGAGGGUAAAUUUGUAGAGCUGGGCCUCUCUAACUACGCCUCCUGGGAAGUAGCUGAAAUCUGCACUCUCUGCAAGAAAAAUGGCUGGGUCCUCCCCACUGUGUACCAGGGAAUGUACAGCGCCAUCGACAGGCAAGUGGAGAAGGAGCUGUUCCCCUGCCUGCGUCACUAUGGACUGCGGUUCUAUGUCUACAGCCCUUUGGCUGGUGGUUUCCUGACUGGCAAAUACAAGUAUGAAGACAAGGACAAAAAACAGCCUAUAACCCGAUUCUUUGGACGGCGUGUCUCUCAGCUGUACCAUAAGCGCUACUGGAAAGUACUUCACUUUCAAGCCAUUGAUCUUGUGCGGAAAGCACUAGCUGCAUCUUAUGGGGCCAACCCUCCCAGUAUGACCUCAGCAGCCCUCAGGUGGAUGUACCAUCACUCCCAGAUCCAGGGGGCCCGUGGAGACGCCGUCAUCCUGGGCAUGACCAGCCUGGAGCAGCUACAGCAGAAUCUGGCAGCAGCAGAGGAGGGCCCUCUGGAGCCUGGGGUGGUGAAGGCCUUUGACGAUGCCUGGAACCUCAUCGUCCAUGACUGUCCCAACUACUUCUGGUAGCUCUAGCCCUGGUGGUGGAGAGAGGCCCCCUCACUGAUGCUGGCUGUCCCCAUGCUCUCAGCCCCAUCAGCCAGCCUUUGCCUUAACCUGCUGCAGCCUGAGCUCUGUCUUUCAAAUUGUCCCUGUUGUCUGAAUCCAUGGUUUUCUAGCCUCCUUCCUGGAGGUGACACCUCUGGCCCCCUGCCCUGUUGCUCUUACUGUUGAGAAGGGUGAGGGCCACGACCAGCUCAGUCCUGUCCUGUUGGAAUAAAAGCAAAUAUUGCACAAGA